AUGCCGAGUGAGAGAAUUCACAUCAAUGUGGUGAUCAUUGGCCAUGUGGAUAGUGGUAAAUCCACAACUACUGGCCACCUAAUCUAUAAAUGUGGAGGAGUUGAUCCCAGGACUAUUGAGAAAUUUGAGAAAGCAGCUUCUCAGAUGGGGAAGACUUCUUUCAAGUAUGCCUGGGUCUUGGAUAAACUGAAAGCAGAAAGGGAGCGAGGCAUCACUAUCGACAUUUCCUUGUGGAAGUUCACUACUCGUAAAUACAACAUCACCAUUAUUGAUGCACCAGGACACCGGGAUUUCAUCAAAAACAUGAUCACUGGAACCUCGCAGGCUGAUGCAGCCCUUCUGGUGGUGUCAGCAGCCAAAGGCGAAUUUGAAGCGGGGGUUUCAAGAAGUGGCCAGACCCGGGAACACACCUUGCUGGCCUACACUCUUGGAGUCAAGCAGCUGAUUGUCUGUGUGAAUAAGAUGGACCUGACUGAGCCCCCUUACAGCCAGAAUAGGUUUCAAGAUGUUGUUAAGAAUGUUGCUAUCUACAUCAGGAGGAUAGGUUAUGAUCCUACUGCUGUGCCGUUUGUGCCAGUCUCAGGCUGGAAUGGUGAGAAUAUGUUGUCCCCCAGCCAAAAGAUGCCAUGGUUUAAAGGGUGGAAAAUCAAACGCAAGGAAGGCAAUGCAAGUGGCAAAACACUACUUGAAGUUCUGGACUCUAUUUUGACUCCUGUUCGGUCAGUCAACAAACCCCUGAGGUUGCCUUUGCAGGAUGUCUACAAAAUUGGGGGUAUUGGCACGGUACCAGUUGGAAGAGUAGAGACUGGGGUCUUGAAGCCUGGUAUGCUGGUGAACUUCUCCCCUGCUAACUUAUCGGCAGAGGUCAAGACCAUAGAAAUGCAUCACCAAGGCAUUUCAACAGCGUUCCCUGGACAUAACAUUGGCUUCAACAUCAAGAAUAUUUCUGUGAAGAAUCUCAGACGUGGUGAUGUGGCAGGGAAUGCCCACAGUGACCCACCCUCUGAUGCGUUAAGUUUUACAGCACAGGUGAUCAUCCUUAACCACCCAGGGCACAUUAAGGCAGGCUACUCGCCAGUGAUUGACUGCCACACAGCCCAUGUCACCUGCAAGUUUGCAGAGCUGAAAGCAAAGCUGGAGAGGAGAACUGGGAAGAAGUUGGAGGAUGAUCCUUUAGUGUUGAUAUCUGGAGAUGCAGCCACUAUAAAGCUGGUUCCCAAAAAACCUUUCUGUGUGGAGAGCUUCUUUGACUAUCCUCCUCUGGGACGCUUUGCAGCCAGGGACCUGAAACAAACUAUAGCAGUGGGAGUUAUCAAAUCUGUGGAGAAGAGAAAUGGAAGUCCGAAAAAGAAAAUUUCAGUUUAAAUAAGAACUUGCAUAUUUUUGUUCAGUGUUGCACAGAUUUCUAAAGUUUAAAGCCAUAAGAUUUCAAAGCCAGAUUUUUUUUUUUUUUUUGUGGCAAUGUUAAGUUUAAAGGACAGUUUUGUUGUAUAACUGUUGCAACACUAAGCACAAGGUAGCUGGCUUUGGGUUAUUGAAAGGCACUACUGGUACUAAAGUGCAUGUUUUGUGUUAAUAAAUCUUAAAUGUUACCCUGCCUGCUCUUGAUUCUUUUGUAGAAUCUCACUAGAAUGCUUUGACAUUCAGUAGCUGAUUGUUUAAAGCGAAUUCAAACUUGACUACAUUUUAGAAUAGUGUGACUUCAACCAGUCUGGCUGAAAGACCAAGCAUGCCCAUGCAAUUUUGGUUGUCCAUUGAUCUUAAAGUAUAGAUUUACAACUCCCAAGGACUGAACUGGAGUUGGCUUGAGGGUGUGUUGUCUGAUCAAGAAACAAAUUUUGUACAGGUUUGAUUGCAUUAGUUGGAAUAAAUAAUGGUAUGCCAAUUAUUCAGACUUUCAAUUAGCCACAAAGCUUUUUAUAUAAACCAUUUUUACACAAGUUGAUUAUAUAUAAAAAUUUGUCAAUGGCUGCAUUCAUUGUAUA
Polyodon spathula (Mississippi paddlefish) is the source of this 1985-nucleotide messenger RNA. RefSeq lists its product as uncharacterized. The record is from RefSeq and is a predicted model, not a curated record. The transcript is spliced from 7 exons. Bases 1 to 1365 code for a protein of 454 amino acids. Gene Ontology annotation, molecular function: translation elongation factor activity; GTPase activity; GTP binding. Gene Ontology annotation, biological process: translation; translational elongation. NCBI's taxonomy places the organism in Eukaryota, Metazoa, Chordata, Actinopteri, Acipenseriformes, Polyodontidae.